UGCGACAAGCUCGGAAUCGUUUUCGUUAAAAUUGACAACGAUGACGAAGCUAAAGAAUACGGUAUCGAGAAAAUUCCUUCUAUGGUGUACUUCGAGAAUGGAAUUCCUACGCUAUACGAAGGUAACCUGGAAGAUGAAGAUAAAGUACUGAAGUGGUUCGAACAUCAAGUGAAGAGUGACGAAAUUGAAGAUGUCACCGACGAAAUGCUGGAUAUCAUACUCAACAAAAGACAAUUCGUUGCUGUUUUAUUCUAUGACAAGAACCAGAAGAAGAGUCAAAAAGUUUUGGUGGAAUUGGAGAAUAUUGAUGACGAAUGUGACCAGAACAACAUAGUUUUUGUGAAAAUCGAUAAUCCAGACGAAGCCAAAGAAUACGGAAUCGACGUCAUCCCUAGUUUGGUAUUAUUCGAGAAAAAAAUUCCUCAUUUGUAUGAGGGAGAUUUGACCAAAGAGGAAGAAUUGCUCGGAUGGCUCCUACACCAGAAAAGACAUAGUGAAAUACCAGACAUCACUGAUGAAAUGAUGGACUUACUUAUUGAUUCGCAGAAGUAUCUAGCAGUACUAUUCUAUGACAAAGACGACAAACAAGACAUCAGAGUCCUGAAUGAGCUUAAUGCUUGCAACAGCUGCAAACUUAGGAUAAAUGAAAGCGAAGAACUUCAGAAUCAGAGAAUUAGGGAUGAACUGCUUGUCAGUCCCAAAGGGUCUAGAUCCUUCUAG
Messenger RNA from Leptinotarsa decemlineata (Colorado potato beetle), 720 nucleotides. It is a transcript of the gene hlk, whose product is annotated as hulk. Lineage: Eukaryota; Metazoa; Arthropoda; Insecta; Coleoptera; Chrysomelidae. The record is from RefSeq and is a predicted model, not a curated record.